AUGGCUGAUGGUGAGAUAGUCAAUCCUCAGGAUGGGUAUGACGUAGACGGCGUGGAUGAGCCCAUGCAUGGGGAGCCUCAAGUAAUCGCCGAAGAUUAUGAUCAGCUCGAAGACGAAGAAGAGGAAUUUGAAGACAUGGACAUAGAUGAUGAGGAAGAGAUUGGAGAGGUCGCCGAGUUCGAGCUAGAUUCGGAAGACGAGAGGAUCGCAGCCGAGGAUGAGCGAGCACAGGCCAUGGAUUCGGAGGAGUCAAGCUCUAGCGAGGAUGCCUCCGAGGAGUUGCCAGAUGAUUCUACCGAGUCGUCCGACCCUGACUGGGAGCCCUAG
Messenger RNA from Syzygium oleosum, 327 nucleotides. RefSeq lists its product as uncharacterized. NCBI's taxonomy places the organism in Eukaryota, Viridiplantae, Streptophyta, Magnoliopsida, Myrtales, Myrtaceae. The coding region runs from base 1 to 327 and encodes 108 amino acids. The record is from RefSeq and is a predicted model, not a curated record. The transcript is spliced from 2 exons.